UGCCCAGGAUGUCUCCGCCCCGACUCAAGCGACAAACGCGCUCCUCGCUACCCUCGACGGUGGCCUCGCCGUCGCCUGCCGCUCCGGUGGGCUUGCGCUCCUCGUCCUCACCCUCGCAUUCGACCCGUCGACAGUCGCCGCGUUCGCCUACAGCCUUGUCUCCACGCGCUCGACGAGCUUCUACCUCCCGGGCCUUUGUGGAAACCCCGUCGAUGACGGCUGGGGUCGUGCCCGACCCGCGUCUGAGCCCUGUUACUUUGAGUGGUCCGCCCGUGGCUGCCCUGCCCGUGGUGCUAGCUGAGCCCAACCCGGAUUUGUCGGCCUCCAUGGUGAUUCGUCGUUCCAGUCGACAGCGUAAGCUCAAUUACACAUGUAUGGGUACGGAUUGGAUGGUGCACAAUGAUGUAAUCUUGCACCGUAAGAUGGUUCAAGACGGCCGCGUCAGCCAGUAUCAUCGCCCUCGCCGCGCUCCUCAAGGAUCAGAUGUCGGAGAAGAUGAAGAGCAACCUACCCCGGAGGAGCCGGUGAGUGCGGGUCCUCGGGCCGAAUCGCCCUUUUUCCGUCAUCAUGUCCAAUUUUCGCCCUCGGCUAAGGCGGCCUCGCCCUAUCGCGGUCGUCGGCGAUUGCGUCGAGUCCAAUUGCACAAUUUGACAUCUGAGGACGAACAAAGCGAGUUUCAACGCCGAUUCACCCGCGAUCUCCGCUCACGUCAGUCCAAAGCACGACAGCGCUAUCACGAAACCUUGACUAGUGAGGAUGAUUUUGACGAAAUCACGGAUCAACCGUCGCCCAGAACCUCACGGGCCGUUGUCAAGUCGGACGAAGCCGCCCGGCGGCCACAAUCCAGCAGUCCGAAGAGUUCCAAAGUAACCCCCGUUACCGCCACCCGAGAGCUACCGGCCGUCGAGGAGCACGGUGAUGAAGCUAUGGACGAAGCCUCUCAUUUGGAGCCACCACCCCCCGAUCACCGCCAACGACGUAGUCUUCGGCAAAGAAAUCAAAUGAGUAGUAGCCGACCGGCCGACCAGCCUUCCUCGGCCGAGUCUGAGUCUGAACAGACGGGGGAUGAAGCCGAAACGGCCGCUGAAAAGCCCCGCGAGCGUCCCUCGGUAGUGCAAGUGAUUGAAUCGGGUGUCGGUGCUACAAUGCGUAAUGGUCGUCCCAUGCGGAGUCGCAUGCCCGUCAACCGAUUCCAAUAUGAAGUUCCUGAACCAAAUGCGAGCCGUGCCUCUCGACGUGGAUCCCAGGAACUUCGCAAUCUUGAUCAAUAUUCCUCGGAUGAGGAAUUUCAUGCGAAUGGCGGGUCUGCGGGUCUCAAUGGUCGUCGACGGGGCAAUCGUUAUAACAUGCGUGAGAACCGACAAACUAUUCGGCGUUUCGAAGAGGAAAAUGUGGAAAGAAGCUCUUCUCGACCGAAUAACGUACUUAGACGAACCAACAACUUACCCAAUGCUAACGGAAGAACCUUAAGACCCACUCCGAAGCAAUCCAAGGAGAACCAAGUCCGUUAUCGGGACACCAGUUCGAGUAGCUCCGAAGACGACAAGACGGACGAUGAGAAAUUCCAGAAGCGGAAAACCAAGCGGAUGAAUAUUGAGCGGGCCAAAUUGUUGCCUUUGAACCUGGGAAAAGAUGACGUGUCCAAGGCCAUUUUCCGUGAUCGUCAAAAAGUGGGCGCCAGUUUGGCAGAUGUAUCACCCAUGGAGAUGGACAUGGGUGUGACCUUUGAAAGUGUUGGUGGAUUGGAAAGGCACAUUGACAGUCUGAAGGAGAUGGUCGUAUUUCCAUUGCUCUAUCCGGAGGUGUUCAAGAACUUUUCUCUUGCCCCACCCAGGGGAGUUUUGUUCUAUGGCCCGCCUGGCACGGGAAAAACUUUAGUGGCUCGAGCGCUAGCCUCUGAAUGCUCAAAUGACGGACGCAAAGUAGCCUUCUUCAUGCGAAAAGGAGCGGAUUGUCUCAGUAAAUGGAUUGGUGAAUCCGAACGCCAACUCCGACUCCUGUUUGACCAAGCCUACCUAAUGCGUCCGUCUAUUAUCUUUUUUGAUGAAAUCGAUGGUUUGGCCCCUGUCAGGUCCUCCCGGCAAGAUCAAAUUCAUUCCAGUAUUGUUUCAACUUUAUUGGCUCUCAUGGAUGGGUUGGACAACCGAGGUGAAAUUAUCGUCAUUGGAGCCACCAAUCGAAUUGAAAACAUCGAUCCCGCUCUUCGUCGGCCGGGUCGUUUUGACCGUGAAUUGCGUUUUGGUUUGCCCACGAGAAAUGCUCGGAAAGAAAUUUUAAGCCUUCAUACCAAGUCUUGGAUCCCUCAAGUCCCAGAUAAUGUGGUCAAUAUGUUGGCUGACGAGACUAUAGGCUAUUGCGGGGCCGAUUUAAAGGGUCUCUGUGCCGAGGCUGCUUUAUUGGCUCUUCGACGACGAUACCCACAAGUUUAUCAAACGAAUCAAAAGCUGGCCAUUGAUGUGAACAAGAUACUCGUAGAGGAUCGUGAUUUCAAAGCUGCCAUGAAACAAAUGGUUCCUUCCACUCAUCGUGUUCAAGAUCAACAUCAAUCUCCUAUCCCUCACGAUCUCAAACCAUUGUUGCAGACCACUGUAGAUGAGGUGUGCGCCAGGGUUCAUUACCUGCUCCCAUGUGCAGAAAAGAGAGCUGAUCAAAUGACUUAUAACUUUCGACCCAGAUUGCUAAUCACUGGUUCCAAAGGCCAAGGCCUAACCACGUACAUUUGUCCUGCCAUUUUGCAUUACCUCGAGAAACUACCCUGUCAUAAAUUAGAUAUUCCUGCCCUCUAUUCGAACUCUGCUCGGUCCCCUGAGGAAGCUCUACUCCAUGUGGUCCAUGAGGCUAAGCGGACCAUUCCCUCGGUUCUCUAUCUUCCUCAUUUUGAGCGCCUCUGGCGCAUUAUGACGGACUCUGUGAAGGAGACUUUCUUAUCUGUGGUUAGUGAUAUUCCUCCCACAGCCAGCUUGUUAUUCUUGGCCUCUGCUGAGACAUCCAAACAUGGCAAUGACUUUGAAGAAGAGUUCGAAAAUUUGUUUAAGACUGAUCGCAAAGAAAUAUUCGUUUGUCAGAAUCCAGACGCCGAGGCCAGACAAGCCUUCUUCAAUCCCAUUUUCGAGAGUGCUCUCGAACCAAUUAAAAUGUCCAUAGUUACUGAAGCCUUGGAGCCAUUGGAGGUUCUUCCCGUGGAAGAAGCCAGAAAAUUGACUGAGAAAGAAAUUCGCAAGAUCAAAAAGAAAGAACAAACUCGACUCCGUGAACUUCGCAUAUUCCUUCGGGAAAUAUGGACUAAAAUCAAUCGUGAUCAGAAAUUUUUCAUGUUCCGAAUUCCUGUGGACACCGAAGAGGUCUACGAUUAUCUUGACUUUGUGAAGACGCCCAUGGACUUUGACCAAAUGCUCACCAAAUUAGAUAAUGAAGAAUACUUUUGUGCUCAAGACUUCCUGGACGACAUCGACUUAAUUGCUCAGAAUGCAUUAGCUUAUAAUAACGAUCUGAAUUAUGAGACCAACAAAAUAAUCUGCCAUCGAGCCAAGGCUCUCCAAGACUUUGCUUACGCCCUGAUCAAGGCUGAAAUGGAUUCGGACUUUGAAGAAGAAUGCCAGGAGAUUAAACAAAAAAAGGCGAAAGAUUCAAAUGAUAAUGGUGUCCAAGAAAAGCCUCAAGACAUCCCAGCUGAAGAAUCGACACCCACAAACUCAGCCACGCCGUGUCCAAGGAAGAAGAAAUCCCGGAAAAGAAGCAGCUGGGCGAAAGGGUUCGAGCAAGCUAGGAAGAAGCGGAAGAAGACAGAUAACAAGGAUGCCGAUGAGGAUGUCAACGAGGGAGUUGAGGAAAGCAAGACUAAUGGCCACACCUCAAAUGGAGGAGACAUCCGUCCAGAUCAAUCCGGAGACGAAAUCAACGAGAUGGACGAAUCUCGUAGUUCGAUAAGUAAUGGGCACCACGCCGAGAACCCACGCCCCUUUCCUGCAAAAUCCCUGCAAAACUCAAAAUCCUGUUCACCAAAAGGAAUCAUCAAAAUCAACCGGACCAAAUUACAUCAAGUACAUUUGGAAUUGGUAAAAGCGACGAAUGAUUGUGUUCUCGAAGACCUUGAGCGAGCUUUCGCCAUUCUUAUGGAAAUUGUCAACAAUUUUUGCCUUAGCGAAGACCGUGAAGCUCUCGUUCAUCUCCUCGAAAAACGAGUUAUAAGCUUCAAGUCUUAGGCAAUCUGUCGUCGACGUGUACAAAUAAUACUUUGUAUCGCAUCGUUUACAGACUCACUGUCUUACUUCCUGAAAACGUAUUCAUAUUUGAGCUACUGGAUUCACUCUUUUUUUGGAUAUCUUCCGAUUCCCUUCAAAGAAUGAAACAUUUGUUGCACUGCCAGAAUUGUCCCGUGUAAUUCGAGAAUAUUAAACAUUGAAAAUUGAA
Tigriopus californicus is the source of this 4410-nucleotide messenger RNA. RefSeq names its product ATPase family AAA domain-containing protein 2-like. Lineage: Eukaryota; Metazoa; Arthropoda; Copepoda; Harpacticoida; Harpacticidae. Gene Ontology annotation, molecular function: ATP hydrolysis activity; chromatin binding; ATP binding. The record is from RefSeq and is a predicted model, not a curated record. Gene Ontology annotation, biological process: positive regulation of transcription by RNA polymerase II. Gene Ontology annotation, cellular component: nucleus.